GAAGCAAACUCUAAACGUGUAGAAAGACAAUCCUUUUCCAUCUGCAUCUAAUUUCUAUAUUCUUUCAAUUAAAAUGUAGUCAGUAGUAAAUAUUUAGUUUCAGUUGAGUUGCACGCCGCGUAUGAUCGCUGAAUUUCACAAGGCUCGCUGUAGUUCUGCUCGCUUCGUUACCGGAAUCGGGAAUUCCUAGAAUGUAGUGUGAUGUUGGACGCCCUGAAUAAACAGCAUUAAAACUGUGGAAAAAUAUUUCGACGACUACUGUGCACAUGGCAAAGAAAAAACACUUUCGUGAACUCAAAGAGUCGACGCCAAACAAUCCAGGAGUGAAUUUGAGACUACGGGCAAUUUCGCAGGAAGAAAAGGGCCUACCGAUGAAUUUUGAAGAUGAUAUUGAUGAUUUUGAGUUAGACGUAAUGAAUGCUGACAAAGCCUUUGAUGACCAUGAAAGAGAGAUCAAAAGACAGAAACAUGUGCAGGCAAUGAAAAUUGUUGAAAGGAAGUAUUUCAAGAAAGCCAAGGAACCAAAUAUGGUGUUCUGGGAAGAAAAAGAACAGAUGCGAUAUCUUCAUAACAACAGCCCAGAAGAGUGGGAUGUUGCUAGACUCUCAGAAAGCUUUCCAGUUUCACAGACUGCUGUAAAGAAAAUUCUAAAGGCAAAUUGGAGUCCACAAGAUAGAGAGAGAAUACUGAAGUACAAUGAAAGUGUAAAAAGAAACUGGAAGCUGUUGGAAGACGGGAAACUAGAUAUAGAUGAUAAACUGAAAACCCAUUUAAUGAAAUUUAUGUCGAGGGAAAAAGCUCAGCUUCCAUCUUCUGAUUCACUUUCAGCAUUGAAUCCUGGUACACUUCCACCAAAACAAUUACGUCGUGGAGGUGACAAGAUUGCAGACACUGGAAGACUGAAUGCAACAAAACCGAAGAAGGAGCCACAUCAAGACCAACAACACAAAAAUAAGAGCGAAUUGCCAGGAACAUACAAGAUAGGUGAUUCUCAUUACGACAGUGAUGAUGGGGAGUUUUUGUUCCGUGUACCUGGAAUGAAUUCUUAGUGCAUUAGAUGUUUUGAUAAACAUAACACUGUGGCAGACUGGUACAAAAUGAACGUUGAAAAGUAUAGCUUAUUUUUUAUAAUGCACUGAUCUGAUUAGAAGCAUGAUGAACUUUUGAAAUACAAAUUGCAUGGGAACCCUA
Messenger RNA from Schistocerca gregaria, 1191 nucleotides. RefSeq names its product neugrin. The coding region runs from base 267 to 1049 and encodes 260 amino acids. NCBI's taxonomy places the organism in Eukaryota, Metazoa, Arthropoda, Insecta, Orthoptera, Acrididae. The transcript has 5 exons. Gene Ontology annotation, cellular component: nucleus. The record is from RefSeq and is a predicted model, not a curated record.